AUGUCGGCAACACAAAUGGCUGGAAAACGCAAGGCCCGGAAAUACCAAGGACACGGUGAAUCGUCACGCGAGAGCUGCCGAGGCUCGCUGCCCGUUCGCAGUAGGCCCGUCCGAGCCGCCUGCUCAUCGAGUUCAGGCACACGUCGUUCUGCAGAGAGAAUGUGGGAAAAUUAUAAGAAUGUCGAGAAUAUCUUGUAUGUGAACAUUGCCGUGAUUGGCGUUCCCGUGAAUGUCGUUGCGAUUGCGAUCCUAUCCCAGGGAAAAUGCGGCCUCUCAAACUGCACCACACGCUACUUGGUGGCCAUGGCAGCGGCGGAUCUAUUGGUCAUCAUCACCGAAGUAAUAUUAUUUCGCAUUAAUUAUCAUUACUUUCCGCGAAGUUUCCUCUCCAUCACAUAUGUGUGCAGAGUUAUGCUGGCGCUGGUGCCUUCAGCUACAAAUUGUUCUGUCUGGUUCACCGUCAAUUUCACCUUCGAUCGGUUUGUCGCUAUUUGCUGCCAGAGACUGAAAACAAAAUAUUGCAGCGGGAAAACUGCGGCUGUGGUUCUCUCAGUAACUGGCGUUUUGCUCUGUCUGAAAAACGUUCCCUUCUAUUUCGCGUACAAACCCGCCGUGAUAAUCAACAACGUACCUUGGUUUUGUAGGACAAUCGACAUUGUUUACACUGAUCCCAGGUGGGUGGGAUUUGACUGGUUCGAUACUAUUUUAACACCGCUUCUCCCUUUCGCUGUCAUCCUACUGCUCAACACUCUCACAGUCCGGCACAUUUUAGUGUCCAGUCGCGUCCGCAAGGAACUGAGGGGCCGGAGAAAUGGGGAGAAACACAGUGACCCCGAGUUGGAGAGUAGGAAGAGGUCUGUGGUUUUACUGUUCACCCUCUCCGGAAGCUUCAUCCUUCUGUGGCUGACGACUGUUGCAGAAUUCAUCUACUACCAAAUCACGGGAACUGCAGCAAACCGGAGUGAUUCUGAAAUGAUCUUUCACCGAGUCGGAUAUUUGCUAAGUAAUGCCAGCUGCUGCACGAACACGUUCAUUUACGCCGUGACCCAGUCCAAGUUCAGGGAAGAGGUAAAGAGAGCGGUGAAGUAUCCUGUCACUUCAGUGUUUCGGAUCAUUAAGAAAUACUGGCUCUGA
This is a messenger RNA of Leucoraja erinaceus (little skate), 1134 nucleotides long. Its product is annotated as probable G-protein coupled receptor 139. Gene Ontology annotation, biological process: G protein-coupled receptor signaling pathway. The coding region runs from base 1 to 1134 and encodes 377 amino acids. Gene Ontology annotation, cellular component: membrane. NCBI's taxonomy places the organism in Eukaryota, Metazoa, Chordata, Chondrichthyes, Rajiformes, Rajidae. The transcript is spliced from 4 exons. The record is from RefSeq and is a predicted model, not a curated record. Gene Ontology annotation, molecular function: G protein-coupled receptor activity.